Molecule: messenger RNA, 3539 nt
Organism: Priapulus caudatus
Lineage: Eukaryota; Metazoa; Priapulida; Priapulimorpha; Priapulimorphida; Priapulidae
Exons: 22
Coding region: 475-3444 (989 amino acids)
Source: RefSeq, a predicted model, not a curated record
AUAUACGCAAACCUUGAAUUUAUUUGCGGUAGUGUAAAAAUCACACUUAGUGUAAUCGCAUUUCAUUAUUUUUUAUAGGAUUAAUUUAUAUUUUAUGUUGUGUUGUGUCUCUGCGAGCAUGAGAUAGCAGCUAGCAAUCCGAACUGUUACUUUAACAUUUAGGCGGCUACAUACUUACGGAAACAGAUGGUGAAACUGAAGUUGGGCACAGGCUAAUGAAGCUCUACAAGUAGUAACACGCUUUACCGAAAGAAAACGCCUGUUCUCUUGUUGCCUGCGCGUUAUUGUGAACGUUACUUGGAUAGAAACCCUUGCGCAUGGAACAACAUGUGGCGUGGAUGCGUUUGCUCAAGAUUAAGGAUUUAACACGAGCUGCUCCUGUUUUAAGGAGUGGAACAGCAGUGGAACAGUUAUAGUCAUACAGAGCCGGCUAGUAUUCAGUUUUCGUGUGACCUUGCACUUGAGGGGUGAGCGAUGGAUGACUGUUCGUGCUUUUGGGCACGUCCGAGGGACAAAUCCGUCAACGCACAGCGCUCUCACGAGCACGAGUGCUACAACUCUGGCAAAGCAAAUGGUAGCACCCUCUCCAGCUAUGGGGGAACAGGUCAUGCUCCACAUUUCACCACCAGGGUCACUCCAAUACAACAGGUGAAAGUGACGCCGUCGCCCGCAUGCAACGAUUUGCAGGCCGGUGAGAGAGUCAGCAGACAACAACAGUCGGCAGAGCAGCAAUAUAAUGCACCGUCCAAUAUCGAUACGCAACAACAAGCAUCGCGAAGUAUCAUGAACAGCAUCAAAACGAAGAUGUCAUCGAAAGGCGGCAGAGAAGAUCUGCAGGAUGUGGACUUUCAUUACAUCACGGAGCGCAUUAUUGCGAUUGCGUUUCCUGAUGGCGGGCUGGACUCGACGUACAAGGCGAGCCUGCGCGAAGUGACGCGCAUGCUACAGACGAAACAUGACGAGAAGCACAUGAUCUUCAACCUCUCAGAGCGGCGCUAUGACAUCCCUAAACUCAACAAACAUGUGAUGGACUUUGGCUGGCCAGACCACCUAGCACCGCCUCUUGAGAAUCUGUGUAGCAUCUGCAAGUCCAUAGACUCGUGGCUCAGCUCUGACCCGCAGCAUGUGGCUGUGCUACACUGCAAGGGCUCAACAGGAAGGAUGGGGGUAGUGGUUGCAUCAUACAUGCACUAUUGCAACAUCUGCGCAAGUGCCGACAAUGCGCUGGACAGAUUUGCAAUGAAGAGAUACUACGACAAUAAGCUUGCUUUUGCUACACACCCUUCCCAGAGAAGAUACAUUCAGUACUUCUCUGGGCUACUGUCUGGCAACAUUAAGAUGAACAAUCAGCCGUUGUACCUGCACCAGGUCGUGAUCUACGGAGCGCCAAACUUCGACCUUAAAGGAGGUUGCAGACCUUUCAUCAAGGUCUACCAGGGCAUGCAGCCGGUGUACACGUCAGGAGUAUACAUUGCGAGCGACGGCCACGGAACCGGAUCACGCUCGCCGUCGAUCCGGUUCUGGCAGACUGCGGGGGAGACAUCCUCGUCAAGUGCUACCACAAGACAUCGCGCGUUGCUUCUUUGUGACGUCAUCUUCAUGCCUCCCAGUUCCACACUGAGAAGCGCGGCGUUAGUGCUGGACGGGCUUGGUAUUCGGUAUGUAGUGGAAGCGGUUAGUGCUGGACGGAGCUUGUUUAUCGAUUCAAGAUUCCCGGAUCAUGGUAAAGUGGAGGUGAUGCUGUCCUCAGUGCCUGACAGAGUGUUCACAGAUCUUGAUGCUAUACCCGUCGAUACAAGCAUGGAUGCUCUAGUGCGUGCAGACUCCUACGAAAACUUCAACGUGCACCCAGAAGAUGGUGGAGAAGAAGAAGAAAUUACUCACACGCAAGGCCCAGUAGAUGGCAGUCUUUAUGCAGAGGUCACUAAACGGAAGCCAGCGAGUAGCGCGACAAACGAGGAGGUUCAAAAUGGCCCCCACGUCAGCAUGGACAGCGGCAUCAGCAGUAGUUCGGGUCAGACCGGGCAGUACAACACGACGCUGCAGAUAGCCGUGACUCCAAAGCACAGUCACGUGCUCGCAAACAGCAACAGCAACCCGCCACCGCUGCAGCGUCCAGACAACGCCCCCAGUCCCAAGCAGGGCCUCAACACCGCACAGGCGAGCAACCUUGACGCGCUGCUCAAUGACAUGCUGGAGAGUGCGGGAUUGGACAGGGAGCAGGUGGGAUUGCAUGAUGUAAUGAACUAUAGGGCGGAGGCAGAGUCUAGCAAGUCCUAUAACCAGGUGUACAGACUCACCACAACCACAUCAAGCGACAAGUAUAGCAACGGUCCAUCCGUUACCCCAUCAAGCCCACCUAAGCCGCCCAUCAGGUCUACUACUACUGUGGACACUCAGAAAGACAGCUACACGAAAGUGAGCCCAAAACUGACUAGCCCUGGGGCGUCGCCCCCCGCCCCGCCCCGCAAAUACAUGAGUGUUGGCUAUAAGGUCGACUACAACAAUCCGUACGAAGACUACCCGCACUACAGAAGGUUGGAGGGGAUGUCCCGGGGGGAGGGGCCGGCGCCAGGCAGGGAGGACGAGCAAGCUCACGCUACGUGGCUGCUGGCGCAGAAGCAGAAGCUGCGUGCGCGCCAGGAGGGCAAGGACUGGGACGAGGGCACGGCGAAGGCGCUUGUCAGCGAGCUGCGGGACGUACAGACGCGCAUGCGCCGGUCGGAGAGCGAUAGGCAGGAGCGGGAGAUGUUCACCGACAACCAGCUUCUCAUAGAGACGGGCGGAGCCGCCGCCGCGUCGCCACCAUCGCAGACGAGUCCGUACACUGCCAGUAAGCCUCCCAUCUACCAGGCCCCGCGGCUGGGCAGCGCACCUAGCUCACCGAUGAGCAGGAGGGCCAACUCGCCCCAGCAGCAGCAGCAGCCGCCACCGCGCGCAUGGCAGAGCCACCAGCGUCCCCUGCAAAGACAGCACUCCGAUACCUCCUUCGACCGCGAUCGCGAUCAUCCCGCGGUGGCGCCACCUGUGGCGAGGACGAGGGCCGGAAGUGCCAGUCAGAUGUCGCCCCCCUUAUCGCCGGGUUCCGAAAGAUACUACCAGAAUAUCAACCAGUAUGCCGUGCCAAGUACUAACACGACGGAGAGACGGCAGGUGGACACGUCGACACUCGUAUACAAGCAGAAGAUUGAGGACGACAUGCAGGCGCUGCUCGACUCACUGCAGGAGACCGCACAGAGCGCCAGGGAUGAGUCGUCGCUGAGAAGCGUGAAGGGGUGUCUCGCAGUACGAGGUCGCAGCGACCUGGAGAUGGAGAACACCGAUUGCCAGCUCCUCUGCCGCGCAGAGAGCUUGAAACACAGCCCCGUGCUACGGAUCAGCCCCGCCAGCCCUUCUCUCGGACAGCCGACCCACUCCUGUCGUGCCUACACUAAGACGAUAUAGCGCGCAAGAUGAGUGGCCUCGCCACAGAGGAGCCGAUCACUAGAGAGGUCGCUCCGAGGAAGUCACAAGCUGUCCGAGUUCUGCAGCCGCAGCCG